AUGGCCAAGGGCAAGAACCUAAAUCCCGCAGAUGCAUUUCGCAAAGCGCAGCGAAAGAAGGAACUCAAAAAGAACAAGACCGAGAGGUCCAAAGCCCGAGACUUUGCGCUAGUCAAGAAGGACACCAAAGACCUUGAGGAAGAGAUCGAGAAGCUUGAGGCCAAAGGCGAAUCAAGCAAUGCAGACAAGAGUCGUCUUACCGAGCUCAAGUCCGAGCUAGAGAAGAUUAUGAAGAAGAAAGAAGAGUAUGUGGCAGAGCACCCGGAGCAUCGUCGACUGGUGUAUAAAGCUCGGAAGCAAGACGGUGGUGAGGACAAGCCCGAGGAACAACCUCUGCCCCAGAAGAGGAAUUUGUUCAAUAAACAUGGGCUCCCUCGCCACCCCGAAAGAAGUAUAUACUACGACCCGGUCAUGAAUCCAUACGGUGUGCCUCCUCCAGGAAUGCCUUACGCUGAACGGCCUUUGCGUCCAGACGAAGUCAACAGUGAUAUUGAAUUCGAAGAUGGUGAGUCAAAUACUGGUGAUUCCAAAGACUCACUGCUGAUAUCAUAUUGGAUAGAUGACGAUGACAUUGCUAUGCCUGAAGGCCCGCCGCCUGGUGUGUCAGAACUUCCUGUCGACAGUGACGAAGAUAUCCCGAUGCCCGAUGGACCUCCCCCAGGGCAAGAAUUUGAGGAAUCUGUGCCUGAAAAUCCACCUUUACCUCCUGGUCCACCCCCACUUCCAGUUGGCCUUCCCCCGCCACCACCGUCCUUCCCUCCUAACUUCAUGCCAAAUUUCCCUCCACCUCCCCCUGGCGCACCCCCCGGUCAGCAAUUCAUACCAAUGAUGAACUUCCCCCCUCCACCCCCGGGAUUCCCGUCCAUGGGAGGCCUACCUCCACCUCCACCUCCUGGCUUCCCUGGGCAUAUGCAAAUGACUGGCAUCCCGACGCAGCCAGCUUUCCCUCCACCUCCACCUGGAUUCUUUCCCAAACGAUCGCAAUCUUCUUCCGCGAUGCAGGAUCCCCUAUCGUCCGUCCCUCACCAGACUUUCCAGGCGCAUCGCGCGGGUCAGCACGCGCCUAACAUGCCCCCUCCUCCUCCCGCACACCCUUCUCUCCCUCCCAAGCCCCCAGCGAUUGCUGCGAGUCCCCGAGUCAUGGUGGCUGCCACCGUUGAAGUUGCAGCACAAUUACGAGACUUCAAGAAAGAAGCGACGGCAUUUGUACCGGCAGCAGUGAAGCGUAAGAAGGCUACCCCGGCCUCCGCUGGUGGCUCCUCGGCAAGGAUCAAUGCUGCACCGUUACUGGGUGCGCCAGAAGGUGACGACGCGCUAGAGGACUCUGCUCCGGUCGCAGCACGUCCCAACCUUCUGUCUGCACUCAAGGGUCAUUUUGGUCCCGCCCCAACGCAUACUCCGCCAGCUGACAGAGCCGCUCCCGGUAAACCACAACCUGCGAAACAAGACGACUACGCUAAAUUCAUGGAGGAAAUGGGUGAUCUAAUAAGACACGCCUUCCAAGCUUCUCACCCAACCACGUUGUCUCAGCUCCACUCGAUGAGCACGCAGACUCAGAUUUUGCUGCAGCCGCGACCUUAUGCCAGUUCUGCUGGUCGACUGCUGCUCCUGCCGUUGCUACCCCACAGAAGGCCGUUGAAACCACUUCCUUCGGAGAUAUGGUCGCACAUAUUCAACCUUGCUGUAUUGGAUGAAGAGGGGACGACGGGGGCUGCAGGUGCUCUCUUGACGGUGUGCAAGGGGUUCUCGGAAGCUGUCCUUCCUUUGGUAUACGCCAGUGUCUGUAUAUCGAAGACGUCGACUUUGGAAUCGUUCUGCACUCGGCUUCAUGCUGCGGACCAGAAGUGGGAUUCCAUUCGUCGGAUACCUUAUUCCGCGCCGGGCCGUUGGGUUCAAGCGUUGGAUAUAUCGAAUAUAACAUUUACUUCGCGACUUCAAGCGCUGCAAAUGGACUCUCUUCUGACCUCGUUGUUCCCCUUAGUGCCAUUCCUAGCACACUUCACAUUGAACCCAUCCUUCCUGCUCAGCAAACGCGCGGUCAAAUCCUUAGCGCGCCGAGAGGGCGCCUCCAAUAUCCUCACCCUUCGGGGAAUAGGCUAUGUUCCGUCUAUUUCCGCUGCGGCGGGCGUAGAAGGAGACCCACUAGUCGAGCUGAUGCGUCGCUGUAUCAACCUCGAGGAGCUAGAGGUCAUCGACCAAGGCCCUGAUCCCAGCGAAUCAGAAUUCCUGUCAGACUUGCCAACCGCCCAACUUCCCGAACACUUCACACCCCUCAGCCUUGACCACCUGCACACACUAACGCUGCUGUCGAUGCACUCAUCUCCCCUCAUGUUAGCUAUGCUUGAAUCUCCACUCCCCGCUUUACGAAAGUUAACGAUCACGCCUUACGACGAUAUUCCGUACCCUACUUCCAUUGUCAAUCAAUUUAUCGCUACUCAUGGUACUGACCUUCGAUCAUUAUCAUUAUUAACUCCGAAAUCGUGGCCUUCUCGGCUCCAUCCCUCACCUCCAGACGUUCUGCUUUCUUCCCCAUCGCUGCGACACUUGUCUUUGGAAUUUCCCCUUCCAGAGCUACGCCACCCCCAACGCGAGUCAUUGUCAGACCCACAUCCCCUGCAGAUCCUUUCUAUUCCCCGGCCGACGCUUGACUUUUGGCGGAUCCUCCAACGUUUACUGCCCCACCUCCCGGCUCUCCAGGUCGUCCGCGCCCGAGACGUUCGAUGGCUUCGCAAGGGCAUGACUUCGCGUGCUCAGGAGGCAGGUAUCCAAGGGGAGUUGAGAGAAUGGCAAAGACGGCUGAUUCGAAGAGGUAUCCGUGUUCUCGACGCCGAUUGGCAAGAGAACAACUAA
Messenger RNA from Pleurotus ostreatus (oyster mushroom), 2850 nucleotides. RefSeq lists its product as uncharacterized. Gene Ontology annotation, biological process: RNA processing. The record is from RefSeq and is a predicted model, not a curated record. Lineage: Eukaryota; Fungi; Basidiomycota; Agaricomycetes; Agaricales; Pleurotaceae. The transcript is spliced from 7 exons. Bases 1 to 2850 code for a protein of 949 amino acids.